GCGCCUGCCAAGGUGCCGCCCGGUCAUUUCCCCAUCCUGUACUUUGCGGCGGCGGCCAGCUUCACGGGCAAGUCGACGGAGCAUCUUGCAGCGCCUCUCCCGUUGGGACGGCUCUUCGCCACACUGGACGAGAAGUACCCCGGCAUCCGUCAGAAGGUGCUGGACAGCUGCGCAGUGACGGUGAACUUGGCGUACGUUGACAUGGAGGGAGAAGAGGCGGCCGACCAGAAGCUGGUGAUUCAGGAGGGCGACGAGGUUGCCAUCAUCCCGCCCGUGAGUUCGGGGUAGGGCGAUUUCUUUGGAAAUGGAAGGAGGAGGUUCUUUGCUGUGGUUUUGCCAUGUCUCAUUCGUCAUGGUUCUGACGAUGUAUGGGACGAUCAAGAAUUGGAAGCGGAUGGUUUCAGCCGAGGCAAAGGAAUGGGAGAGGGACGGAGUAAUUGUAUCUCCCUGCUAUGAUUCUACCCAGUUCGCAGAAGAGAUGGUGUCCAUUGCCUGUGCUAUCGAAGCUGUCGUUGCAUGUGCCAAAUGAUUGGCA
Westerdykella ornata is the source of this 535-nucleotide messenger RNA. RefSeq lists its product as uncharacterized. The record is from RefSeq and is a predicted model, not a curated record. The transcript has a single exon. The coding region runs from base 305 to 529 and encodes 74 amino acids. NCBI's taxonomy places the organism in Eukaryota, Fungi, Ascomycota, Dothideomycetes, Pleosporales, Sporormiaceae.